Molecule: messenger RNA, 1926 nt
Organism: Brienomyrus brachyistius
Lineage: Eukaryota; Metazoa; Chordata; Actinopteri; Osteoglossiformes; Mormyridae
Gene: proza
Product: protein Z, vitamin K-dependent plasma glycoprotein a
Exons: 9
Coding region: 256-1533 (425 amino acids)
Biological process (GO): blood coagulation; proteolysis
Cellular component (GO): extracellular region
Molecular function (GO): serine-type endopeptidase activity; calcium ion binding
Source: RefSeq, a predicted model, not a curated record
AAACAGUAAAUGAAUAGCUGAGGGCUCGCGAUCCCGAGCGCGAGCUGGUGUGCGGGUUCGGGAGAAGCACCAGACAAGGCCGCCGCUGCGUCCUGCCGAGUCCCGGCGCCUGCAAGAGGGCAUAAGCGGUGCCGAAACGCGUCAGCGACGAUCCGGGAAACGUAAACUUCAUUUACUAAACGCUCUGCACCAGGGAGGGAUUUUGGACCCUUGAGAGCAGAAACAGAGGCAGCGCAGACUCACGCAGGCUCUACCAUGGAUUCCAUAGCUAUCGCCCUGGCCGCUAUUCUGCUUCUGGGCUGCACGGAGGCGGGGCCAGAGUCCUCACAAGUGUUCCUUAACAGGCAGGAAGCCCUCGCCGUCAUCUCACGCCACAAGCGAGCCAAUCAAAACAACGAGGAGAAUCAGAUGCCCCCCAACCUGGAGCGGGAGUGCGUGGAGGAGGUGUGCCAAUACGAGGAGGCUCGGGAGAUCUUCCAGGACACCUAUCGCACAGAUAUUUUCUGGUCAGUCUAUGUAGACGGGGACCAAUGUGCCAGUAAGCCUUGUAAGAAUGGCGCGCUCUGCUCGGACAGUGUGGGCAGCUACGACUGUGUCUGCAAGUCCGGCUUCACGGGCACCCAUUGUGAGAACGACCAGACAUUAUGCAUCCCAAAUGCUGCCAAGGGCUGCAGCCAGUUCUGCAAGCCGGGUUUCACGGCAUACGAGUGCUCCUGUGCCGAUGGCUGGAGGCUGCAGGAGAAAGAGAAGGAGACGUGUGUCCCAGCAGUGCCCUUCCCCUGUGGAAAGGUGGACAAUGUAAAGCAGUGGAAUGAGAGGAAGCCCAGCAACAUGCAGGAGUAUGAGGGGGCAGCCUGCAGCUCCGGGGAGUGUCCCUGGAUGGUCCGUCUGCAGAACGCAGAGGGAGCCGCCUUUUGUGGCGGCGUCAUCGUGAAGAAGAAUCUGGUCCUUACCACGGUCCGCUGUGCAGUCAGCUCCCCCGGCUUCCAGGUGGUGGCCGGUAAGAGGUCCAGCAACUAUGAGACGGGAGAGCAGGUGCUUUCCGUGAAGAAUAUACACUACCACCCGCUGUACCAGGAAGGGAAGGACAACGACCUGGCUGUGGUGGAGCUGCGUGACAACAUCGCCUUGAAGAAGAGCGUGAGGGCGGCCUGCCUGCCCGAGCGCGAUUUCGCUGACAGCGUUCUCAUGGAGGGCGGGCACGGUGCCAUCAUCACCGGCUGGAGGAAGGGCUCCGACUCGCCCGUGCUGGAGGGCUCCCUCACCCUCAACUACCUGACCUAUGAGCCUCUGGCCCGCUGUGCCGAGCGACACUCAGGCAAGGUCACCAACAAGAUGUUCUGCACGGCGCCCCGGGCCAAGGCCGACUGCGCCUUCGGGGAGGGUAGCCCCGCCCUCACCCUGUACCGUGAUGUGUUUUUCCUCACCGGCAUCGCCAGCCAGCCCCCCGGUCAUGACUGCAGCCAGGGCUACAUCUUCCAGAAGGUCUCCCGCUUCCUGCCCUGGCUGAAACGCUUCAUGGAUUCCCACUGAGGAGAGAUGGGAACACGUGGAGAAGAACCAUACAGAGAUCGAAGAGUGGAGUAACUUGCUUUGGUCACUGAGAUCAGUCUCAUAAAUGGGCUUUGCAAUGCUUAUGUUUUUUGUAUCUUAAACCAUUUCAGACUUUGGGGAUUGAUACAGUUUGUUGUGUAGUUCCAUGUCUUUUCCACAAGGUGGCACUCUUGUGUAAAAUUAAUAAGAUAACAUGCUUGUGACUAGGUGUAACUGAUAGAGACAAAAACUAUUUAGACCAAGAUAAACCACAGUGUUGUUUCUGAUUUAUUUCUUAGUUGCGUCUUAGUGUAACAGUUUUAGCAUCUGUACCUGACUGCUGUUAUUCAUUAAAUCAGAAAUGUAUCCCUAUUAAAGGUCUGUUUGUAUCUA